AUGCUCUCUCUUCGAGUCACUCGCAGAUUCUGCAACUUUGCUGCUGCCAUUGCAUUAAGUCAUAGUCCUGCAGCUGUAUCUAGUUGCUUUCAGAAUCAAAACCAGAAACCUUUGGAGGAACCUGCACUUGUUAAGCUUAAAGCCGAGAGAGACCCUGAGAAGCUAUUUAAUCUUUUCCGGGCCAAUGCUGAGAAUAGGCUUGUUGUGGAGAAUCGGUUUGCAUUUGAAGAUACCGUUUCUCGCUUAGCGGGUGCUAACAGGUUUGAUUACAUUGAGCAUUUACUUGAACACCAAAAAACUCUUCCACAGGGGAGGCGUGAAGGGUUCAUGGUGAGGAUUAUAAUGUUGUAUGGUAAGGCUGGAAUGAUAAAGCAUGCUACUGAUACUUUUUAUAAUAUGCAUUUGCACGGCUGUAAAAGGACCGUUAAAUCCUUCAAUGCUGCACUCAAGGUUUUGACUGGAAGCCGUGAUUUAGCAGCAAUUGAGGCCUUUGUUAAUGAGGCUCCGAAGAAGUUUGAUAUUGAGUUUGAUAUAUUUUCUGUUAACAUUAUUGUUAAAGCUUUAUGUGAAACGGGUGUUUCGGAUAAAGCUUAUUUGCUCAUGGUAGAGAUUGAAAAGUCAGGGGUAAGGCCAGAUGUCAUCACAUACACCACACUUAUAUCGGCAUUUUAUAAGGAUAACAGGGCAGUGAUUGGCAAUGGAUUGUGGAAUCUUAUGUUGCUUAAGGGAUGUUUACCAAAUCUUGCAACGUUUAAUGUUAGGAUUCAGUAUUUGGUCAAUAUAAGACGGGCAUGUCAUGCAAAUGAUGUGAUGCGUUUGAUGCAGAAAAUUGGGAUUGUGCCUGAUGAGGUUUCAUAUAAUUUGGUUAUAAAAGGCUUUUUCCAGGCAGGUAAUCCUGAGAUGGCCAAAAUAGUGUUUUUUUCUUUACGUGACAAGGGGCUUAAAUUCAAUGCUAAAGUUUACCAAACAAUGGUUCAUUAUUUAUGCAAGGGCGGGGAGUUUGAUUUGGCAUAUACGAUGUGUAGAGACUGCAUGAGAAACAACUGGUAUUUGAAUGUGGAUACCAUUCAUACACUGCUUGAAGGGCUAAAGAAGAAUGGGCAGCUUAAUAAGGCUGCGGUGAUCAUGACUUUAGCUCAGAGGAGAGUACCUCCUUUUCGUUCAAGUCAUUUGAGUUACUUGCAAGCUGUAUUGUCUAGAAGUUGA
This is a messenger RNA of Dovyalis caffra, 1206 nucleotides long. The record is from the annotation of a GenBank genome assembly. Lineage: Eukaryota; Viridiplantae; Streptophyta; Magnoliopsida; Malpighiales; Salicaceae.